Messenger RNA from Symbiodinium sp. CCMP2456, 204 nucleotides. The record is from the annotation of a GenBank genome assembly. Lineage: Eukaryota; Dinophyceae; Suessiales; Symbiodiniaceae.
AUGGCCCUACUGUGCGAAGCAGAAGUGCCGUCGAGGUCUCCGCGGCAGCUCCCGAGAGCUGCCGUCCUUGUACAUGUCUACAACCUGACCGAGGCCUUUGUGAAGGCCAACUCCUGGCUUUCCGUGGCCACACGGGGAAGCGUCGGGGCCUUCCACGUCGGCGUGGAGGUCUUCGGAGGGGAGUGGUCCUACGGACUCUACGGU